Messenger RNA from Symbiodinium necroappetens, 576 nucleotides. The record is from the annotation of a GenBank genome assembly. NCBI's taxonomy places the organism in Eukaryota, Dinophyceae, Suessiales, Symbiodiniaceae.
AUGUGUGAAGGGAGCACAUGGGCAGCAUAUCGUGAUCUUAACAUGAACGAGUACCGUGCCACUUCACAUGCUCCAGAAGGGACACAGGGCAGCAAGGAAAGCAAGAGACCACACCAAGCAACGAACAGCAUUCGCGUCAGUUUUACAUACGGCCCAGUAUACCUUGCAGUGUGGCUGCAGGUUUUGUUAUCAAUGUCUGGGCCGCUGGCAGCCAGUAUGAACAAGGGUAGUCGGCCACCACCGAACCCGCUGCCAGCCACGAAGGUCGCUGCAGUGGCGCCCAAGGCGCCUCAUCAAGCACCUGUGUUGGCACCGAAGGCGCAUAACGCUCGUGUCGGUCAGAUGCUUGGGGCGACCCCCCCCGCGGGCUCCUCCAUGGCAAAGUCUUUGGGACCUCUGCCUCUGCCGAGGCCUCCUAUCAGACCUGCUGGAAUGCCGCCGCACAUGCCGUCACCGCGAGGCUUCUUUGACUGCGGCUGUGUCGGUUUCUACCAUGUUUUUGGUGAUCCAGUGACCGUCGUGCACUCGUUUGUGCAUCGCCGCAUCGGUGUUGCAUCCCUUGGCUCCAGGCUCUGA